AUGACCAAGAUCUUGCUCACUGGCGGCUCCGGUUUCAUCGCCGCGCACAUCUUGGAGCAGCUCCUCGCGGGUGGCCACUCGGUCGUCACGACCGUCCGAUCCGAGGACAAGGCCCAGAAGAUCCGCGACGCGCACAAGGAGCUCGACGCCUCGCGCCUCACCAUCGCCAUCGUCCCGGACAUUGCGCGCGAGGACGCCUUUGACGAGGUCGUCAAGACGCCCGGCCUCGAGGCGGUGCUGCACACGGCCAGUCCGUUCCACUUCAACUGGACGGACCCUAAGAAGGAGCUCAUUGACCCGGCCGUCGUCGGCACCACGGCCAUCUUGAAGGCGCUCAAGAGGGAUGCGCCCGGCGUGAAGAGGGUCGUCGUGACGUCGUCCUUUGCUUCCAUAAUCGACGAGGCAAAGCUCGAGGACCCGAACACGGUGUUUACGGAGAAGCACUGGAACCCCGUGACGGUGGAAGACAUCAACAGGAGCCCCGCGACGGCGUACCGCGCGUCCAAGAAGCUGGCCGAGAAGGCCGCCUGGGACUUUGUCGAGAAGGAGAAGCCGGGCUUCGACUUGGUGACGGUGACGCCGCCGUUGGUGCUGGGCCCCGUCGUGCACCACUUUGCGGACCUGAACAGCAUCAACACGUCCAACGAGCGGGUCGUGGACCUGGUCAAGGGCAAGUGGAAGGACGCCGUCGCCCCGACGGGCGCGGCGUACCUGUGGAUCGACGUGCGGGACCUCGCGCUGGCGCACAUCCUGGCGCUGGAGAAGCCCGAGGCCGGCGGCAAGAGGCUCUUCACGACAGCGGGCUGGUUCAGCAACGCCGAGAUCGCGGCCGUCGUGAGGAAGAACUUCCCCGAGCUGAAGGACAGGUUGCCGGUGGAGGGGACCAAGGGCGGGGAGCUGCCGCCCAAGGGUAAGGUGUACGGGUACGACGACAGCGAGACGGCCAAGAUCCUGGGGAUCAAGUGGAAGACCCUGGAUGAGAGCAUCACGGACUUGGUCAAGGAUAUCAAGGGGUUUGGCAUCUAA
This is a messenger RNA of Colletotrichum spaethianum, 1026 nucleotides long. Its product is annotated as ketoreductase azaE. The record is from RefSeq and is a predicted model, not a curated record. NCBI's taxonomy places the organism in Eukaryota, Fungi, Ascomycota, Sordariomycetes, Glomerellales, Glomerellaceae. Gene Ontology annotation, molecular function: oxidoreductase activity, acting on the CH-OH group of donors, NAD or NADP as acceptor. The transcript is spliced from 2 exons. Bases 1 to 1026 code for a protein of 341 amino acids.